This is a messenger RNA of Armigeres subalbatus, 3959 nucleotides long. RefSeq names its product mucin-2. The coding region runs from base 590 to 2755 and encodes 721 amino acids. The record is from RefSeq and is a predicted model, not a curated record. The transcript is spliced from 5 exons. NCBI's taxonomy places the organism in Eukaryota, Metazoa, Arthropoda, Insecta, Diptera, Culicidae.
ACUGUGAACGUCGGACGGAACGGUCGUUGUUGCGGAAAACGGUCCUCCCAGUCGGUAUUUCUUCUGACACCUGGAUCAGAUAGUUUUUUCUUUCCCACUGCUGGCAAGAAGCUGUGCCCAAGGAAACCGUUGCAGUUCCCACGGGUGUUACGUAAAUCGGAAGAUAGACGUGUGUCGUUCUGGAUUGCAAUUGCCUGUAGGAUAGGCAGCACCGCGUGUUUCGUCACGAAAGACGAUUCCCACCGGGACCGAGACGCGUGAGAAAGUGCAAAAUCGGUGGCAGUGUGUCCGUGGGUCGACGGCGGGGUCAGUGAAAGUGAAGGAAGCCAGCUUGAUUAAGUGAUUUUCCUUUUGCGGUUCAUUUGAAAGCUCUCGGUGUGCGGUAAUUGGUGAUCUUGAUUCGCCGUUUCCCGGGUGGCUGCCAAAGUUCAGCGGAGAAGUCAAGUGGGACGCGUAUUACACGCUUGUUUGGAUUCGGUGAAGAAACGUGAAUAUAGUGAAGAGUGGGCGGUGAAGUGCUUUGCCGGUGUUGUGCGAGAAGCCUAACUUGCAGGCGUGAGUCUAUUUUCGGUGGGUGUCGAGCACGCUGAUGUUGACGCUGAUGGCGAGCAUGAAGAAUUUGGUGAUUCUCUGCGGACUGUUGCUGGCGCUGGUUGGAUCCGGAGUCGAGUCCAGAGCGGUGAACAUCAGCAACACCUGGACGCUGCCGGAGGACGGUUUCCCCGUCUUCUAUCGGUACUUCCGUGACAAAAUUUCCUGGUUCGAGGCGGACGCCGUGUGCCAGUUUCAUCACGCUAAUCUCGUCACAGUGGACAAUGGCGUGCAGUUCGAUGCGGCACGGGCCUUCCUCAAAGAGCUGGACGUAACCAAUCCGGUGUGGAUUGGGCUGAUGCGACCGGAGAACUCGGCGCGCUUCAUCUGGACAAACGCCAAAACACUAGACUCUUCCAGCGGAUAUUGGGCUGAAUCGCUGCCAGCCAUGGAUACCCCACUUUGCGCCGUAGUCGACCCAGUUCGAGACUUCCGUUGGCAUGCACUCCGCUGUGGCGGUCCAGAAACAGCGGCCUUCCUGUGUGAAUUGCCAGUUCCAGCAUGGGCAACGGACUGCACCGUAACGUCGAUGCCUUCGCUAACCGUGCAGUACAUGUCGGACAGUGGCGCGGUCCAGUUGGCUCGCGAUUGCGGCGAACAGGGCACCCGCCAUAUGUCGUGUCAGAGUAAGCUGGAUCGGGACACGAUCCUGCAGCAGUUGCAGUGCAGCGACCAGGAAAAGGAUCCAGCUCAGGCCACCGAGAACAACAAGCUACCGGAGGAAGUAGUGGCGACUCCGAAACAGUCAGCAGCGCGGACUCCAUCGCCGCAAAUUUUGGAACAAGACAUACUGACGGUGGUUUCCAAUAAUGACGAGGAUAACAACAUCAACGUCAGUCCGCACCAAAUUGAGGAUACGGUGAAGAACGUUAUCAGCCAGCAGAAUUACAAAUCGAUGUAUGAUGACGAAAUGGACGGGGGGCAAGUUAGUGAAGCGAUGAAGUUGGGUUCUUUGAAGUAUAAGCUGAUGUUCGACAAGAAGGAUAAAUUUGAGAAGAAAGGAGAUCGAAAGGUAGAUGAAGAAGAAGAGUUGAUGAUGGGUGAUCAGCCGGAUGAAACGGAGGCACAGCCGAUCGAUAUAGUUCAACAGGCGGUUAAGCCAACGGAGGGAGAUUCUGACGAGAGCUCAACCUAUGGAGAUGUUGGACGAUCGUCGGUUGACGUGGCGGUGUCCAGUGAAACCGUAGUGGUUGAGAGCACCACGGUUGAUUCGAGGUUGCGUCGAGCUACCGAUGGAGAAGCCACAGAAACAACCGAAGCGGCCACCACGAUGGAAGCUUCCACAACGCCUGUGACGACUACUACUAUGGAACCUACGACGAGCAGCACCGGUAGUCAUAUUCUUCCGACAACGCCCAAGAAGGAAAUCUCCGGCAUUGGAGACCACUUCAUACCACCGAUGCUGAUGGUGAAGGCAAGAUUUACUUCCACGAGAGCCCAUGUUGAGACUUCAAGCACUACGGAAAUUGUAACGGAAACAUCAGAGCCAUCGUCGCCGAGUACGGUUGCUCCGCCUUCGACUACUGAUGAGAUAAGUACCGCUAUUCUAACAGAAGAAACUUUUGCGGUGUCCGAUAAUGUGAGCGAAAUCCAGAUUGUAGAACUCGAUGUCAAAGCGUCUUCCCUGGAAACUUCUACUUCUACGGAAGCGGACCUUACAACUGCUCACCACGUUGUUGAUAUAACGUUCGAGGAUAACGUUAGUUCUAAGCUUGGAAGCAUUAGUGUUACUACGCGCCCGUUUACAGUCGAUGAGUUACAAUCAUCGUCCACUGCAGAGAACACAACCGGUGCUCCACAAACGACACCAUCCGCCGCAGCCUUGUCGACUGCCACCACUCCUACAACAACUUCAACAGUUGCUCCUUCAACAACGACAACUCCUCCUGAAAGCUCAACCACGAGCCUUCCCAUCACGACGCUGAAACCCACCACCGUUCACGUAACCGAGCAUGAGCUGCACCAGGAUCUCGAUACGGAGUCCGCUGACACCUCCGCGACCGAUGAACACGAAGACGAAACCAUCAAUCAGCAAAAUAAGCUGCACAACAGCUUCUCCAACGUUGAAAACUAUCAACCGUACAAACCGAACCGGCACCGCAGCCUAUCCAAGCCGGAAGUGCACAACAGCCGCGGCAACUACAUCAAGAAGAUUCUCGGUUGAAGUCGGUAGGAGGCCCUGAUGCGGCGAUUGCCACUGACUACGGUUUUCGGUUGCUUCCCGGCGGGUGCCGUCAUGCGCACCCCACGCACCUAGCAGGCGGUUAUUUUUAUUUUGGAAAAUGUUCAACAUUAAACAAUAGGAAAGUAGUAGGUCAUGAAAAUAGAGGGGCGAGUCGGCAGAAAACUGAAAAUUCUCUUCCCAUUUCCAAAACGAGUCUUCAAUUUCCUCAACAAGAAAAAAAAAUUGGUAGCAUCCGACGCCUGCGGUAGGCAUCCGUUUGAACUUUUGAUGACAAUUCAUAGUAUAUAAAAUUAUUUUUAUUCUAAACCUUUAAAUAAUAUUAGAAAGCAAAUGCUACGUAGAGUAGAUCUCCUAUUUUAGGUUCUUAACAAAACUUGAUGAAUCAAUCUUUCACAAACAGAUUAAAUACAGUUAGAGUUAAACUUUUAAAGAAGUAACAAAACAAAAAGAAACACGUUGCCAAUCAUUUGAGAAAUUAAAAUUAAACGAAAUAAAGUAUAGACAUAUAGAAAAGCAAUUAGACAAGUUGUAUGAUUGACAAACUCUAAUUCAGGAUCUGUUCCAAUUUGAGAAUUGUUAAACACGUGGCGACGCAAAAUUUCAUCUAGUUAGCAAAGCUAUUUUGUCAACUGUUAUCGACAUAUCUAUUGGAUGCAGCAACAGACUAGAAACAAAAUUUGAAUUUAAUUCAGAAUUUAUUCAUCAAUCAAUGAAAGCUACUCUUCAAUAAAGUUUAUUUUACUUGAAUCAGUGCAAAUUUGCUACAUGAUUUUUACUUUUUUCGCAUACAGAGACAGACGCAUCAAUACAAUCAAACAUUCAUUUGGUGGACAUUCCAAAGAGUUUCGUCAAUUGGAACAGACCUUCGAUUUACUCAUCCUUAGCAGUGUAGUCAAACGUACACACAGAACAACACAAAAACACUAUUCAGCCAUUAAGUUGAAUUCGACUGAAAUCAUGUGCUGAAGAUUUGCGAUAGCAAGUCAAAUGUUAAAAUCGAAGCACACGACGGUGGAACAGCAGUGAACGGACAGAAAAAAAUAACAUGAAGAACACUAGAAGUAAUUACACACACACACAAUCUUUCCGCACAUGCAAAACUCUCAUAAAACUUAACGUGGUUAGCUGGUAAGGCAUUUACUGCUGUAAGGAGAUGAUUUUAAUAAAAAUUGAUUGAAUUUCA